Molecule: messenger RNA, 1145 nt
Organism: Carassius auratus (goldfish)
Lineage: Eukaryota; Metazoa; Chordata; Actinopteri; Cypriniformes; Cyprinidae
Product: parapinopsin-like
Exons: 4
Coding region: 129-1145 (338 amino acids)
Biological process (GO): G protein-coupled receptor signaling pathway; visual perception
Cellular component (GO): membrane
Molecular function (GO): G protein-coupled receptor activity
Source: RefSeq, a predicted model, not a curated record
AGUGACAGCAGACAAGAAUAUAGCUUGAAACUGACUGGAAAACUACCAAAAGAACAGAACGCAAGGAACAGUUUAGAGGAACAGAUUUUUUUAUACAUCUUUUUUUUUUUUUUUUUUUUUUUGAGGGUAUGGCCUCUUUCCCAGAAUUCCUGAAUGACUCGUCUGUCCACGAUGGCUCUGGUGCAAAGGUGCCCCUGCCUUGGGCAGGAUUCAUCAUGCUGUCCCUCCUCAUGGCCGUGUUCUCCAUCACAGCUGUCGUGUUGAACGCUACAGUGAUAGUCAUCACCCUACGGCACAAACAGCUGCGGCAACCACUGAAUUUUGCCCUGGUCAACCUCGCUGUGGCCGACCUGGGCAUCACAUUAACAGGAAGUGUGCCCUCUGUGGUGACCAAUGCUUUGGGCUACUACAUUUUGGGACGGGUCGGCUGUGUACUGGAGGGAUUUUGCGUUGCAUUAUUUGGUAUAACAGCGCUGUGCACAGUGGCCCUGAUUGCUGUGGAGCGGCUGUUUGUAGUGUGCAAGCCUCUGGGCACCAUCAAAUUCCAGACCAAGCACGCCGCAGGAGGGCUGUUGUUAUCCUGGCUCUGGUCUCUGGUCUGGAAUAGCCCGCCUCUCUUUGGCUGGGGGAGCUACCAGCUGGAGGGAGCCGGCACAUCCUGUGGACCUGACUGGCAGAGUCGAGAUCUCAAGAAUGUGUCUUACAUCAUCUGUUACUUCUCACUCUGUUUCGCUGUGCCAUUCUUCAUCAUUGUGGUGUCAUAUUCAUGGCUGCUCUACACGCUAAGACAAGUGGCUAAGGUCGGUGGAUGUGUGGCUGCGAGGGCAGAGUCCAAGGUGACGUGGAUGGUGGUGAUGAUGGUGUUUGCGUUCCUCGUGAGCUGGCUGCCAUAUGCCACUCUGGCUCUAACGGUCGUCUUCAACCCUGAUGUUCAGUUGCCCGUUCUGGUGAAGGUGGUGCCCAUAUACAUGGCCAAAAGCAGCACUAUUUACAACCCACUGAUCUACAUAUACAUGAACAAACAGUUCCAGAAGUAUGCAAUACCUCUUCUGAUGUGUGGAAGAGAUCCCUGGCCUUCAGAGGACGAUUUAUCUGAUGUUCAGACCGUCGUUUCACCAUUGAACAACAAAAUCAGCCCGGAGUGA